AUGCAACAAGAGGUGGAGCCCCCGCGCUCCUCCACCGCGGGCAACCUCAGCGUGCACAGGGAGGCAGGAGCGCUCCUUGUGGACUUAGAGACCCAAGAGGAGACGCAGGCUCGGAACCUGGGCAGACCUGUCAAAUCCUCGAAGCAGUACCUACGCCAGGUCAUUGCAGAAUAUGAGGCGCUGGACCGGGAGCUCCCAUGCAUCCGCAAGUUCCCCAUGCUGCCUGCUGCCCAGCCCCUCUGUCUGUGCAUGGAGACCUUGCCAGAAGAGGACCUUACCCACCUGGAGGUGCUGGAGGCCCUGGAGGCCGAGUUACCCGGGGCCAUGGAGAGCGGGCAUGUGAGCAGUAUCCGCUUUGAGAACAUGAACGUCAUCUGUGGGACGGCUGGGCGCCGGGACCGGUGGCUCAUCACUGUCGCAGAUUUCCAGACUCGGUCGCGCCUGCUGCGCUCGGGGCUCUGCCUCCGCGGGCUUCCGCACCCUCUCGUGCGCCACGACGAACUGCUGCUGGGCGAUUACCGCCUGCACCUGCGCCGCUCCCUGGUCCGAAGGCGCAUGCUCGAGGCUCUGGGGGCGGAGCCGACCGAGGAAGACUGAUGCUCGGGGGCUGGCCCUGGCUGCGCCUGCGCACCGCCCAAUUGGCUCGGGGGACCCCCCCGGAACCAGGGAGGAAAGGGGCGUUGCCUCCCCAGGAAGGAGGCGGGGUCGGCUCGAGGGGUGGAUACUGUGAGUUUAAUUAUAAAGAAUGACCUGGUA
Messenger RNA from Camelus dromedarius (Arabian camel), 756 nucleotides. It is a transcript of the gene C9H19orf81, whose product is annotated as chromosome 9 C19orf81 homolog. The record is from RefSeq and is a predicted model, not a curated record. The coding region runs from base 1 to 597 and encodes 198 amino acids. NCBI's taxonomy places the organism in Eukaryota, Metazoa, Chordata, Mammalia, Artiodactyla, Camelidae. The transcript has 5 exons.